AUGCAUGCAGGUGCUACAUCUGGAGCUAUUGUUAGCGUUCUUGUCAGUCCAUUAGAUGUAAUUAAAACUCGUAUACAAGUAAAACGUUUACCAAAAAAUGUUCGCGAUAAACCGUUGUAUAUCACAAUGUAUGAUUUAUAUAAAGUUGAAGGCGGUAAAGCAUUUUACAAGGGCUUGGGUACAACGAUGAUGGGCUACAUACCAAACUGGGCCAUAUUCUUCUGCUCUUAUCAAUGGGCAAAGCCAAAAUAUUCUCAAAUUCGUUUUUUACAGAAAAAUGAUGUAUUAAUUAAUUGUUUAAGUUCAAUAACGGCUGGUGCGGUUUGUAAUAUAGUGACAGCGCCAUUGUGGACAAUUCGAACGCGAAUGAUGACUCAAAUUAACCAUCAAGAUUACAAAAAUUCAUUUGAUUGUAUGAAAAAAAUCUAUACAAAUGAAGGUAUCUAUUCACUGUAUCGUGGUGUUGUGCCAAGUAUGUGGGGACUCAUUCAUGUUGGAAUUCAGUUUCCUCUGUACGAAUAUCUGAAAACAAAAUCGGCACAAAUGAAUAAGAAAGAUCAUACUGAUCAUUUAUCAACGGGGCAAUUGAUGUUUGCAUCGUCUAUGUCAAAAGUACUGGCAUCAAUAGUAGCUUAUCCUCAUGAAAUUGUCAGAAGUCGAUUGCAAGAUGCAGGACAUGCCAAGAAAAUUCAAGAUAAACAGCAUCAAACACAAGAAUUUAAAGAAUAUAAAAAUGUUCGAGACGCUGUAUCAACAAUAUUUAGAGACGAGGGUUUAAGAGGAUUCUUCAGAGGACUAUUACCCAAUUUGUUAAAGACAGUACCAGCUGCUGUGUUGACCCUGUUAUCAUAUGAGAAAGUGAAGGAAUUAUUAACUGUAAGCGCUGAAUCUGAAACAAAAGAGCGAAAAACGAACGUCCACCGAGAUUAA
This is a messenger RNA of Didymodactylos carnosus, 930 nucleotides long. Lineage: Eukaryota; Metazoa; Rotifera; Eurotatoria; Philodinida; Philodinidae. The record is from the annotation of a GenBank genome assembly.